Messenger RNA from Tachyglossus aculeatus (Australian echidna), 2583 nucleotides. RefSeq names its product methionyl-tRNA synthetase 2, mitochondrial (gene MARS2). The transcript is spliced from 6 exons. Lineage: Eukaryota; Metazoa; Chordata; Mammalia; Monotremata; Tachyglossidae. The record is from RefSeq and is a predicted model, not a curated record. Gene Ontology annotation, biological process: methionyl-tRNA aminoacylation. The coding region runs from base 1 to 2259 and encodes 752 amino acids. Gene Ontology annotation, molecular function: methionine-tRNA ligase activity; ATP binding.
AUGGCAGCAGCAGCAGUAGAGGCGUCGAGUCGCGCUCUCAUUGGCCGACGGAGCCCGCGGCCCGCGCGCUCAUUAGCGGCCCCCCCGAAGUGCGCCUGCGCCAACCCCCUCAUGCUAUUAAGGGCGCGGGAGCCCCCUCCGACCCCGCGCGCUCAUUGGACGCGGGAACGCCGGCCGGCGGCUGCAGUGCGCCUGCGCCAGCCCCGGCCCGCCGCACUGCGCCUGCGCCACCCCUACAUGCCCAUCCCUAUAUGCCCGCGCGCUCAUUGGACGCGGGAACCCGGCGCGCUUCAGUGCGCCUGCGCCAGCCCCACAUGCGCUUUUGACCGCAGGAGCCCGCGCGCUCGCUGCUCCAGCCCCGCCCACACCCCAGGCCCGCGCGCUCAUUGGACGCGGGAUCCCGGCGCGCCUCACCCCGGCGCGUCCCCGCCCAAACGGAGCUCGCGCUCUCAUUGGCGGCGGGGCCCCGCCGCGCCGCUCUCCGAUUGGGCGGCGGGGGAGGCGGGGGGCGUGGCCAGGGCGAGCGGGGCGCCGUGCGCAUGCGCGCCGCUCCACGCGGUGCCGGGGCUCGUGAUGUUGCGCGCGGGGCUGCGCGGGGCCCUGCGCGGGGGGCUGGGGGGGACGCCUCCUCCUCCUCCUUUGCCUCCUCCUCCGCGCCGCCCCCGGGCUUGCAUCACGACGCCCAUUUUCUACGUGAACGCGGCGCCUCACAUCGGCCACCUGUACUCGGCCCUGCUGGCCGACGCCCUCGCCCGCCACCGACGCCUCAAGUGCCCGGACCCCAUCCUCCUUUCCACCGGGACGGACGAGCACGGGCUGAAGAUCCAGCAGGCAGCGGCGAGCUCGGGCCUGUCCCCGCCGGACUUCUGCGAGCGGAACUCGGCCCGUUUCCGGCGGCUCUUCGAGCAGGCGGGCGUCUCCUUCGGGGACUUCGUGCGCACCAGCGAGGACCGGCACCGGCGGGCCGUGGACCACUUCUGGGCCCGGCUGGCCGAGCGCGACCUCCUCUACAAGGGCCACUACCGGGGCUGGUACAGCACGGCCGACGAGGCCUUCCUCCCCCAAGACCGCGUCGCCUGGCGGCCCGGCCCGGCCGGAGACACCGUCCCCGUCUCCCUGGACAGCGGCCACCCGGUGCAGUGGACGGAGGAAGAAAACUACAUGUUCCGGCUGUCGCGGUUCCGCGCCCCGCUCCUGCGCUGGCUCCGUGACGACCCCUCCGCGGUGGCCCCCGAGCCCUUCCGCCAGACGGUCCUGGGCUGGCUGCGGGAGGAGCUGCCGGACCUGUCGGUCUCCCGGGAGCGCAGCCGCCUGCACUGGGGGAUCCCCGUCCCCGGGGACCCCACCCAGACGGUGUACGUCUGGCUGGACGCCCUGGUCAGCUACCUGACGGUGAGCGGCUACCCCGGCCCGGGCCCGGCCGACACCUGCCACGUGGUGGGCAAGGACAUCCUCCGCUUCCACGCCGUCUACUGGCCCGCCCUGCUGCUGGCCGCCGGGCUCCCCCCGCCGCGGAGGAUCCGCGUCCACUCCCACUGGACGGUCGGGGGCCGGAAGAUGUCCAAGAGCCUGGGCAACGCGGUGGACCCCGGGGCCUGCCUGGACCGCUUCACGGUGGACGGCUUCCGCUACUUCCUCCUCCGCCAGGGCGUGCCGAGCCGGGACGGCGACUUCUCCCCCGAGAGGGCCGAGGGGCUGGUCAACGCGGAGCUGGCGGACGCCCUGGGCGGCCUCUUGAAUCGCUGCACGGCCCCCGCCCUCAACCCCGCGGGCACCUUCCCCCGCUUCCGCCGCUCCCGCUUCGCGGCCCGGGCCCGGCCGGAGGACCGCGCCCUGGUGGAGGCGGUGGCCGCCCUGCCGGGCCUGGUGGCCGCCCACUUCGACGACUUCCGCAUCUACCGGGCCCUGGAGGCGGUGGCCGACUGCGUGCGGCAGGCCAACGGCUUCGUCCAGCGGCACGCCCCGUGGCGGCUCAGCCGGGACCACCCGGACGAGGGGCCCUGGGCGGACACCGUCCUCCACGUGGCCCUGGAGAGCCUCAGGGUCUUCGGGACCCUCCUGCAGCCCGUCGUGCCCGCCACGGCCCACCGCCUGCUCUCCCGGCUGGGCGUGGCGCCCGCCGAGCGGGGCCUGGGCGCCGUCGACUUCCUGCCCGCCGGCCGGGGGCUGCCGUGCCCGUUUGAGGGGAGGGGGCUGGGCCCGGACACGGGGGUCUUGUUCCCCAGGCUGGACGGGGCCGGGGGGCGGCUGGCCCGGUAGCUCGCCCUCCCGUCCCCCCCAGCCGGCGGGGAUUGUUCGGCGGGCCGCGUCGGGAAGGGUCACCCCCACUCCCCACACCCCCUCGGUAAGGGAAAGCCACUACGAUAACGGUAGUAAUCGCCCCCGUGACUGUGGUAUCCAUCCGGGCGCCCGGGUGGGUCCCCGCGAGCCUCACGGGCUUCCGUCCCCAUUCGACGGGUGAGGGGACCGAGGCCCGGAGAAGGGAGGCCACCCUUCCGGGUCCUUCCGUCUUCCGCUCCCCACCGGACCACCGCUCCUCCCGUGGCGAGACAAACCAAUAAAUUAUUUUUGGGGUGAUUACUA